Syzygium oleosum is the source of this 1944-nucleotide messenger RNA. Its product is annotated as UBP1-associated protein 2B-like. The coding region runs from base 150 to 1649 and encodes 499 amino acids. Lineage: Eukaryota; Viridiplantae; Streptophyta; Magnoliopsida; Myrtales; Myrtaceae. Gene Ontology annotation, molecular function: RNA binding. The record is from RefSeq and is a predicted model, not a curated record. The transcript has 2 exons.
UGUGAUUCUCGUCGACGUGACCGAAGCUCUCUCCUUCCCAAUCAUUUGCUGAAUUCAAUCCCGAUUCCGCCAUCGCCAAACCCUAGCUAAGCUCCACCGGAAAGCCAAACCCCAAAGCCACCACCACCACCGCCACCGCCCUCCCCGCCAUGGCCAAGAAGCGAAAGCUCCGAUCCUCCGACCCGGCCCCGGCCAAACCCGCGGAGCCUCAGGACCAGCAAGAGCCCUCUCAGGCCGGGCAGCCCGAGCCGGUCCCCGAGGAGGCGGCGAAGCAAGAGCCGGAGAGCAUGGCCGUGGACGACUCUGCGCAGAAGAAUCCGGCGGCGUCGGAAGUCGAGCCGCAGAUCGGGGAGCCGAAGGCGGAGAAGGUGGAAGGGAGGCCGGAAGCUGAGGAAGAAGAGCGGGAGCGGGAGCAGGAGCAGGAGGAGCGGACCGAUUUAAAUGCACCGGGCGGGGGCGGCGGCGGCGGCGGCGGCGCGUCGGAGCCGGCAGCAUCGCAGGCGAAUGGAGCUUCGGAGGAGAAUAAUGAAGAGGAAGAAGACGGAGACGAGAUGGACGACGAGCCCGUGGAGAAGCUUCUGGAGCCGUUCACGAAGGAGCAGCUGACUAUGGUUCUCAAGCAGGCCGUGGCUAAGUACCCCGACUUGAUCGAGAGCGUGAGAGGCGUGGCGGACGCGGAUCCUGCUCACAGGAAGAUCUUCGUGCACGGCCUCGGCUGGGACGCCACUGCCGAAUCCCUAAUUUCGGUCUUCGGGAAGUACGGGGAGAUCGAGGACUGCAAGGCGGUCACGGACAGGGUCUCCGGGAAGUCGAAGGGCUAUGCGUUCAUCCUGUUCAAGCAUCGGAGCGGGGCGCGGAAGGCUCUCAAGCAGCCGCAGAAGAAGAUCGGCAACCGCGUCACCUCAUGCCAGCUGGCGUCCACGGGCCCAGUCCCAGCCCCGCCUCCUAGCACGCCUCCUGUUUCGGAGUACACCCUGAGAAAGAUCUUCGUGAGCAAUGUGUCGGCAGACGUUGAUCCUGAGAAGCUGUUGGAGUUCUUUAAGCAGUUUGGGGAGGUUGAGGAUGGUCCUCUGGGGCUCGAUAAACAGACUGGUAAGCCGAAAGGUUUCGCCUUGUUUGUUUACAAGUCCGUUGAGAGUGCUAAGAAGGCUUUGGAGGAGCCGUACAAGACCUUCGAAGGGAUUACUUUGCACUGCCAAAAGGCAAUUGAUGGGCCAAAACCAGGUAAAAACUUCGGCGGGCAUCAACAGCAUCACCAAUACCACCAACCGCAGUAUUCCCAUCCCAGGAAAGACAAAAAUAAGUAUGCAGCUGGUGGUGGGUCGGCUCCAGGACAUUUGAUGGCGCCUCCGGGACCAGCUGUCGCGUUUAAUCCUGGGCCAGCGCAGGCGUUCAAUCCAGCACUUGGACAGGCCUUGACUGCUAUUCUUGCCACCCAAGGAGCUGGGUUGGGAAUUGGUAAUUUGCUGGGAGGUAUAGGAGCACCUCCGAUGAACCAAGGUGGGAUGCCGGGAGGAUAUGCUAGCCAACCUGCCGGAAGCUAUGGGAUGCAACCUGGGAUGCAAGGUGUUUACCAGAAUCCACAGAUGGGUCAGGGGACUUCUGGUAGGCCUCCGCAGAGCGGCGGACCCCCAUACAUGGGACACUAGAUUCCUUCAUAGAUGCAUCAGUCAUUUAGUUUUGGACUCUGGUGAAUCUUCUGAAGUUCCAGGAUCUCUUGCAAAGUAUCUUUAAAUCUGAUUAGGAACUAUUUGUCUUCUAUAGAGAUCCCUAGACCUGAAUCUCAAACUUGUAUCUUAAUUGCUAUUCCAGUACUUUUCCCCUUCACUUGUUUUUAAAAACUUUAUAGUUCUUCAUUUCCAUUUUCUUGUUACGUUGAAAGUGUUGGGGAACAGGUAGAGUUUUCAAGCAGAGAACAUUUCUUUAACUAAAAAUUCACCAUCA